GCACAAUGUAAGUAGUUUUAUCAUAAAUAUCAUACAUUCGUUUUCACCAUUUCUCUGUUUCAUUCUACAACACUCCCAAUUGUUGGUGUAAUGUUUUUGUCAUAAGUGUUUUACAAUUGCUGUUUACACUGUCAGGUGUGUAUAUUUUGAGCAGUGUUGUAGUCCCAAGUUUUUUAAUUUUCUUAAAUUUUUUUUUUGUUGUUGACUUAAUUACAACAAAAACAAAAAAUGUAUCUAAGAACUAACUAUUAUUUUUUUAUUUAAUGUUGAAAGUUGCCAUUGAAAAUUAAAAAUUCUAAUUUGGUCUUCCAAAACUUUAUCGUUUCUAAUGCCGUCACUCGUAUUAUCACGAGUAUUUUUACAGACGUAUGAAAGAAUAGAAAAUGAAUUUCAUGUAGCGAAUCGUCUUCGUCACGAAUACACAAAUAUUAGUGGAUAUCUCAAAUAACAUUUUUAACGAAUGCUUUAAUAGCCAACUCAUUUUAAAGAAUCAGUUUACAAAUUGUUUCAAUUUGGAAGUUAACUAAGUUUAUUUAGCUGCCCAAAACCAUUAAUAAUCAUUCAAAAGCUGCUGCAGCAAUGGUUGAUCGAAAGAGUACAGCAAAAUUGCUUUGAGGCAGUAUGGAUAGUGUAUAAUCCAAAAGACAUCAACUUUUAGGAAAAAUGAGAAUCCAUAUUUGGUAGGGGUGAUUACAGAGAACAUGCCGCUGAGGUCUUGACAUAAAAACUCUGUUAAAACGUGAGACUCAUCGGAGUGCGUUAUGAAUGAUGAAACAUUAUAGUAUUACCUCUCCGAAUGCUCAGCAUGUUAUCUUCCGUUAUAUCUUGACAGCUCGCAAUGUAAAUUGGGUAUAUAGGGUGGAGAAACUUAGAAAUUUUAUCAAAUCCAGCGAAUUAUUGAAUGUUACUUAGUUGGGACUGACUUGGAAACACAAUUUGUCUAAUGUUAACUUAGAUGUGGACGUUUACGAUCACGCCUUUUUUUAUUAUCCGAUAUCAAAAAACAAACCAGCGAAGUAUUGAGUAUUUUUACAAAAGCACAACACACAAAAGUAUUAGAGCAAACACAUUUUUGAUUUUUCCUAUCGGAUGAUCAUUAGACAUAUCGCCUACAAGAUUCUAUAAACUAUUACUUUACUUCCAAAAUAUCAAAUAUCUUACGUAGUACCCAUAAUACAAUUUUCUAAAAGUAAAAGCUUUCGUGGUAAGACAAAUUGUAGAAUUGUAAGCUCAUAGUUUAAGUACCAUGCUAGUCGGAUGGAUAAAGUCAUUCUAAUAUCAAGCGCUACUUGUAUAAACAAUCUUGUUGUUCAUAGUUUUUUUCAGAAAAAGCAUAAGUUCAAGGUUUGCCCUACUUGUCAAUAAUACUAAUUUUACCGAAUAUUUUUAUCUUAUAUUUGUAUUAUCUUAGUCGUCAUUUGGUUUCAAUAUCGUAAUCAUUUAAAUCAUUUCAAAUUUCAUAAUUCUAAUAGCAAUCCAAUAGCUAAAGUGACGUCAGUUUAGCCGAUGAUGUUGUCAAACUCACCGUAAUCUGACGCUAUAGUUGACGAAAUUGUAUACUCAAGUCAUUAAAAUACCCAAUUUAUUAAUACUAGAAAAUGAUUCAUCGUUACACGUGUAAGAUUUACGGAGUUCUCAACUGCACACUAUUUAAUUUUUUUUUUUGUUUAAUUUUUAUCUAAAAUAUUUCUUAAUCUCUCCUUAAACAAUUAACACUUCAACAAUUUUCAAUGCUUAUCAUUUACACACUUUCCCUUCUUUGGCUUCAAUUUUAAUUUGCUAUUCUCUUCAAUAUUACAUAUGUACUUUCAUGUCCGUCGCUUGGACACGCCUACAACAACUACACCUAAACAUACAACUUACACACACUUCUUCAAUACAACGUUACACAUAAUAUGACAACACAAAAAACUACGCAAAUGCAGCCAGUCUCACAUAAAACAACAACAACCACAAAAGCCACAUUCGAUGGCGAACUGCUUUGGCAACAAGAAGCGACGGAAUUUAUAGAACGUUUCCCGCAGCGUCGUCGUCAACAUGACGCGCUACGUCCCAGCGUCUCAGCCGGUGCGCUUUAUAAAAAUGCCACCGGUAUACAGGCACUGAAUAAACGCGCUAGUGGUAGUGAGCUGCUCACAGCGCAGCAACGACAUCAGCGUGAUCUAUUCAGCGGCGAUUUAGGUAUACCAGAGGUGCGUUCACACGUGGGGAGUAUGGUGCACACAUUCGAAACGCUUGCUAUGCAGCGCAAGCUUGCCGAUCAAGAACGCGCCAAAGAACGCGCUUGGGCACUGCAACAGCAACAACAGUGCGAGCGCGAACAGUUAUCAGAGAGAAAUUGUAAGUAUAUGCCAACACUUAAAAGCGCCAUACACACAACAACAUACACAUAUGAUACGCCCACACACUCGUCACGUCACUCUCAGCACGGCACUAGUAAUAGUAAAUAUCAUCAACUAAAGCGUAAAUCAUACGAAUCACGGCAACGCCUCAUAAAACUAAGUAAGCAGCAACUACUAGCUGCUUUUAACAAUAGCGCUAAACGCGCGCCGUCAAAAACAGCACAUACUAAACUCGAAAGUAGCUUAAGCGCUCAGUCGCUGCCUGGCGUCGACAAUAGUAGUAUAUUAUCGCCGAAUAGUAGCCCCCUUAAGCGACACAGCACAUUAAGUUUGCACUGCGCCGAAGAUACGCGAGCUGCAAAAAGCGAUAAUGAUCACUUGAUGCAACAGUAUUGUAAUAUGGAUGAUGAUUACCGUAAAAAUCUCUUUGGCACCAUAUCAAGUCGAUUAACGUCUGUUAAUAAAGGUUGUGAAAAUAUCAAUAGUUAUGACUACAGUGCCGCGCAGCACAAUAGUAAGCGCGUCAGACAAGAAGAAGAAGAUAUAGACGUUGGCGCGCACAUGAACGUUGAACACGAUGAAACGUUCAUUGUAAAUGCAGCCUUUGAUGAAAUUUUCGCCAGUUACAGUGGCGGCGAUGACGAUGAAGAAGACGAAAAAAAAGUUAGCCCGCAGGCAAAGUUUAGCCGUGCUACCACAUACUCUACGGGUUGCGAUGAGCAAAUGGUAAGUUUAAGUGAACUGGACGAUGAUGUUUUUAAGUCACUUAGCUCGAGUCGCAUCAAUAAUAUCGGUUACCCAGGCAGUACGCCCAUGAAACUGCCAUCAUUAGCGGCAAGCGCUCACAAAAAGGCGGCGAUGCCAACAACAAACACAAAUAGCGCCGUUGCUAACGCAGCACAAACGCCUAAACGCAAGCGCACCAUAAUGCCAUUAGCGAAACAAAAGCAGCGUGCCACAACACUACAUAAUCUCUUCGAUCGUCUCAAAGCAACACAAACGAAAGUAAAGCGCCCAUUUGUUAAAAUGCCCUCCGAUAGUCUGUUAAAACAGGAUCAAUUAAGUAUUAAACAAAUGGCGCAUGCGCUGCACAAAUACUCACCGCAAUUAAAUUUAUAUCGCGAGAUAGGCGAAGGUGGAGCGGCCGACGAACGUGGUGAUGCUGAUUGCGAUUUUAUACGCGGUUCCACAUUGAGUCAAUCAUUUGUACGCCAACAGCUGAAUAUGGGUGAGAAUAAGGAAGAACCUAAGCGCAAAAAGGCGGCACCACCACCGCCACCCAUUAACAAUAUGAAAUUAAAUAGCGGCGUUAGUGGUGUAAAUGCUGUAAAUGGCGCGCCACGACCGAACUUAGCGUCACAGCGCGCCAAGUCAACAAAUGAAUUACUUCUCGAUGAUUUGGCCGUGCAAGCGCGUCGCUAUCAGCGUGCUGCUAGUCGUAAAUAUGCGGCGCCGCCGACGCCCAGAAAACAGCAACAGCCAAUGGUAUUAGCUGCCAGCAAAGUACAAACCGGAGAAGAGGAAAAAGAAGUCACGCAACGCUAUAAAUCGAACCGUGCGAUUAGUCGUGGUAACGGUGUUGGUGCUGACAUCUUUUUCCGCGGCAGCGCUGAAAUUUAACUUAGCGCCGACAAUUUGACAGUUUGUUUGCUCAAACAAGAGGAAGUGUGUACGCGACAGUGCAUCUUCCAUAUACAGAUUACUUACUUAAUCCAAGUAGUAAUCGCAACGCUCUGGAUGUGUUAGAUGACACCCAACGCUAAUGUUAGUUAUACUCGUAUUACAUAGAAAAAUAUUUAGCAGUAUUUGUAAUUGUACUAAUUAUACCAAGCAAACAACUAAUUUUUGCCAACGUAAUUGAGCCAUGUUUUCAUGCAAAAAAUACUUAAGCAUUUAUUUAUUUUCAUAAAUUUAAUUUAAAAAAAAAUCAAAAAGAUAAAAUUAUGGUAUUGUAGUUGUGUAUGUGACUGAUUUUUCUGUUAGUGUACUCAUGUUAUAACAAAAAAAUAAGUAAUUCUUUACACAAAAAUAAGUGAUUAAAAUGUUAAAGUUAAUGUUAAAUAUAGUAAGCAAAUAAAUAUUGUAAAUAAAAACAUUAAUAAAUAAUCUAAUGUGGAGCCUCUCCUCUUUGUUUUUAACAACAUAUUCUUGAUGUUUAUUGUAAAACUAAAAAGUGAAUUUGCAAUAAGCCGAUUCUUAUAUAAUAUAAUAGUGAUCACUGCUUAAUUGUAAAAAAGAAAUUAAUGAUUUGAGGUUAUGUGCAACAUUUUUGAAACAUUUUGUAAUAAUAUCUCUUACAUGUAUAUGUCAAAUCUUGUUUUAAUCUAAGACUACAUAACGAUCUUGCUCUGACAAAUAAUUUCGGUUAUAUACUUGUCAACUUUUAUUCCUUAAAAUAAACUCUUCGCCUAAAGGUAUGCUUCAUUUUUUUUCGAAUUCUUUAAUUUUUCUAUCAAAGAAAUUUUAUGACGUCAUCAAAAUACUACGAUUUUGCCAAUACUGAAAUAUUUAUGAAGCACCUUUAUUGUUCGUCAUGGCGCAUAAAGUUUUCUAUGGAAUACUUAUAUAGGUGCGUAGAAAACUUAGCUGAUCAUACUGCUAUGAAAUCUGACCAAAUGCCACCUAAAAUAUAGUGUUUGACAUUUUGUUGUAUAUUUAUUCAGUUCUAGUUUAGAAAUGUAUUAGUAAUUAACUGCCUUAUCUCUACUCAAAGUAUGUACUAUACGAAUUAGAAAUGGAAUAUUUCUAAAAUGAUAAUAGUUCAUAACAGCAAGGUGAUUUUUAAUAAAUUGUCACGAAGUUUGUAACACCUAGAAGGAAACGGCGAAGACCCUAUACAAUAUUUAUAAAUGAUCAGCCUGACGAGCUGAGUCGAUUUAAUGUCCGCCUGUCUGUCUGUAAAAUUCGGCUUGGGUUAUUGUCUAAGACAAUAGUUUAAUCUCUGAAGAAAUUAUUCAGAUCGUACAAACUGAACGAUCGGAAUUAAAUACUUGUAUGAAAAGCUUUUUUAUGUGACGAGAUACUUCAUCUUCAUUUGGCUUGGUUUAUUGCCUAGGACAAUAGUGCAAUCUCCAAAAAAAUUAGAUCGGAUCUCUAUAUAUAUUAUAUAAUAUUAUAUUUAUUUUGGCACCAGUUUGGCAAAGUUCAGUCUGCCAAGGUAAUUCCACAAAGAAUAACUGAUACUAAGAGCAAAAUAUAAUUUCGGGAUAGGGAUUGACCUAAAGCUUGACUUGGUUUGUGUAUCAAAUAUGUAUAAACCUGUAAUAAUGAAGGGAGAACGGUUGUAAAAAAAACUAAAUCGUGAAUCAUGACUUUAUACUUCUUUACUUCCUGUAUUGUUACGAAAAUAACAAUAAAAAGCGAAAAGCGCGAGACAAACAUUUUUUAUUUAUUUGUUUUGCUUUUAUUGAAAAUUUAGUUCAAAUACAAGAGCCGAAAUAGCUAAAAUUGCUGUUAUUAAUUGCCGAUCCAAACAGAGUUAAAGGGACCCUGCUUAACCCUCCCCACUAUUGUUUAAUCACUAUACUUCGAAGCUCUCGCAACCACUAGAAGGAGUUUCUAUUACCUCAUACACAUGUGAUCAAAAGUGAACUCCUAUCUCCUAGAACUUUCUCGCUUCUUCACUGCAACUAAUCACCUCUUUCAUGCCCAAUUAAAUCAACUCACUUAACUCACCUCUCUCUAUGGUCCGAACGCUUCGAAACAGCUCAUUUGCUGGGCCUACCGUUAAGUAAUUUUGUUAAAAGCUAACUGAUACCAGUUAAGCUUUCCCCCAAGCAGAAGCUGAAUAAUCGUUACAACAACCACAAAACAACAAAUUGCUGUUCUUUACUGUACCUACAGUUACUUUUUUACAAAUCUUUCGUCAAUAUAAAAAUUUUAGAGUUGCCAUAAUCUUAAUCGUUUUUUAACUUUUCAUUCAUGAAUUGCAAUUAGGUGGAGCUGUAAUCAUUAUUAUAACAUAUACUUUUUACCAUGUGUCAUAAUGAAUACUAAAUUAGCUCUUAAUGACUGAGUUUAUUUACAUGCAAAUAAAGUACUCAAUUUUCACGAGCAAAUGCAAAAUGGAAAAUAUUAAUAUUAAUAUAUUUUUUGCAAACAAAAAAUGCGUUUACAUGUAUGUAUGCGUAAAUAUUAAAGUUUUUUAUUUUCUUAUUUAAAUUUUUACUACAUAUAUUUUAUUGCACAGCGACCAGUUUUCUUUAACGCCAGUCAAUAAUGCAUAGCUAAGCUACCAGAUCAAAAAAAAAAUCAUAACGCCGACAAACUAAUGAGAAAAACACUAAAAUACUAAUGUACAAAAAUAAUUAAAAAUUUAAAAGAGAAAUAUUUAUAAGCUUAAGCAAACGAAAGCAAAGUAGUUUAAUACCAAAAAGAUUAAGUUUUUUGAUUUCAUUUGAACAUUUCACUGUUGUUGUAUUCAAUCUCAAAAAAGCAAAUUCAUUAAUCAGCUGAUAUACUUGUACUUGUAAAAAGAAAAUUGCAAACAAUUAAAGCCGCAGCCAUAAAAAAAAUCAACUGUAUGUUUUUAACCUCAAAGAAAAAAAAUCACAAUUAAUAUAAAAAUGUACGACUUUUCUCCUUAAAUAUAUGUACAUGCAGAAUUAUUAUUGGUUGUAAUACAUGUUUGAAUUCGAAGCGUUAAAUGUAAGAGAUGUUAGCGCAACAGUGCAUACCAACUGUAUGUGGACCGAAAAUGAAUUAUAAGGAAAAUGUAGCGUAAAAACGAAAUUACUAUACAUAGUUAAAAUAUUAACUGAGAUAUUAUAGUUAUUGUUGUACUAACUAUGUAUUGACAACUCAAAGAGUGUAGACAUUAAUGAAAUAAAAGAAAUUACAGAACAAACAUUCAUACAUACAUACAUAAUUACAUACACAUUAUAGGUAUGAAAAAAUAUAUUAGUAUAUAAAAUGGUAAGAUUAACAUUUUUGUGCAUGCAAUAAAAUUAACAAUAAAAAAAAUAAUAAUAAAUAAAAAAUUUAAA
Bactrocera oleae (olive fruit fly) is the source of this 7327-nucleotide messenger RNA. The record is from RefSeq and is a predicted model, not a curated record. NCBI's taxonomy places the organism in Eukaryota, Metazoa, Arthropoda, Insecta, Diptera, Tephritidae.